AUGCCGAACAAGCCGGUUCACGUUUACAUACCCUUCGAUGGAGUGGCGGAUAAAGUGAAGCGAGGAAUCAUAGACAAGAUCAACGAGCCUAACAAGGAGUUCGACUUCGCCGAGCCCCCGAUUGCAGCUGCUCCAGCGCUCGACGCUUCCGAGCUACCGGAGGGCGACGCGAUCCCGAACCAUGCAGAAAUCAAGCUAGAAGAGGCUAUACAAAAGGAGCUCCAGUACGGCCAGGAAUGCGGGCGGGGUACCGCGUUCUUCAUCUGGGCAGAAGGUUCGGCAUUGCAGGCCUCCGACCCGACCGUACAAGUCAUACAUGUGUGGCCUCCCGAGAAAGAGGGGGAUAAGCCGAAGGUGCAGGAGAUACGAGCAGAGCUGGGGCAGGUAGCCGGGAUUGUUAAUUGUGUCGAGUCAGGGAACCAGAGUUUUGAAGAGUGCCAGGAGUGGGCGGGGCCCGAUGGGGUCGUCAGAGCGUAG
Gloeophyllum trabeum ATCC 11539 is the source of this 477-nucleotide messenger RNA. RefSeq lists its product as uncharacterized. The coding region runs from base 1 to 477 and encodes 158 amino acids. The transcript has a single exon. The record is from RefSeq and is a predicted model, not a curated record. Lineage: Eukaryota; Fungi; Basidiomycota; Agaricomycetes; Gloeophyllales; Gloeophyllaceae.